Messenger RNA from Clupea harengus (Atlantic herring), 7922 nucleotides. It is a transcript of the gene tnikb, whose product is annotated as TRAF2 and NCK interacting kinase b. Gene Ontology annotation, molecular function: protein kinase activity; ATP binding. Lineage: Eukaryota; Metazoa; Chordata; Actinopteri; Clupeiformes; Clupeidae. The transcript has 33 exons. Gene Ontology annotation, biological process: protein phosphorylation. The record is from RefSeq and is a predicted model, not a curated record. Bases 357 to 4712 code for a protein of 1451 amino acids. Gene Ontology annotation, cellular component: cytosol.
GACAACGUUCUUGAUUGACACUUUUCCGCCGGGCCAGGAUAUGCGUGUAUGUGCGCGCCUGUGCUUUGCCUGAUUUUGUUAUAGUUCAUCUGGGCGAUGUAAACGGUGCAAAGCAUGUCCUCCAUACAUGCGUUAACGUAGCACCUGAGACACUGAUCCUUCGGUUUCAUUCUCGGUUUUUUUCCCCCCGGGAUCACGGGGGAAUUGCAACUGUUUAUAAGGUAUCCUUUAGAUUCCAUCCGGAGGGUGUAAGCUUUACUGCCAAGGAUUCAACACCGUGGCCGAGGCGGAUGUUGUACUCAGUCUACAUGAUUUCUUUGGCGUCAUCAAUUUGAAAUUUAUUAAGCAAGAUAAUCAUGGCGAGCGAUUCUCCCGCUAGAAGUUUGGACGAGAUUGACCUUUCGGCUCUGCGGGACCCUGCAGGCAUAUUCGAGCUGGUGGAACUCGUUGGGAAUGGAACUUAUGGUCAAGUGUACAAGGGCUGCCAUGUCAAGACGGGGCAGCUCGCUGCGAUCAAGGUCAUGGAUGUCACCGGAGAUGAGGAAGAGGAAAUCAAGGCGGAGAUCAACAUGCUGAAGAAGUACUCCCACCACCGCAACAUUGCCACCUACUACGGUGCCUUCGUCAAGAAGAACCCGCCUGGCAUGGACGACCAACUCUGGUUGGUGAUGGAGUUCUGCGGUGCAGGCUCGGUGACUGACCUGAUUAAGAACACGAAAGGGAACUCUCUUAAGGAGGAGUGGACGGCCUACAUCUGCAGGGAGAUCCUCAGGGGUUUGACCCACCUGCACCAACACAAGGUCAUCCACCGGGACAUCAAGGGCCAGAACGUCCUGCUGACCGAGAACGCUGAGGUCAAGCUGGUGGACUUUGGUGUGAGCGCGCAGCUGGAUCGGACGGUGGGCCGGAGGAACACGUUCAUUGGCACGCCGUACUGGAUGGCCCCAGAGGUCAUCGCCUGCGACGAGAACCCAGACGCCACAUAUGACUUCAAGAGUGAUCUGUGGUCUUUGGGAAUCACAGCCAUGGAGAUGGCAGAGGGAGCUCCACCGCUGUGCGACAUGCACCCUAUGAGGGCCCUCUUCCUUAUCCCCAGAAACCCGGCGCCCCGGCUCAAGUCUAAGAAGUGGUCGAAGAAGUUCCAGUCGUUUGUGGACAGCUGCCUGGUGAAGAACCACAACCAGAGGCCCAGCACGGAGCAGCUGCUCAAGCACCCCUACAUCCGCGACCUGCCCAACGAGAGGCAGGUCCGCAUCCAGCUGAAGGACCACAUCGACCGCACCAAGAAGAAGAGGGGCGAGAGGGAUGAAACGGAGUACGAGUACAGCGGCAGUGAGGAUGAGGAGGAGCGGGAGAUGGGCGAGCCCAGCUCCAUCAUCAACAUCCCCGGCGAGUCCACGCUGAGGCGGGACUUCCUGCGCCUGCAGCUGGCCAAUAAGGAGCGCUCUGAGGCUCUGCGGCGGCAGCAGUUGGAGCAGCAGCAGAAUGAGGAGCACAAGCGCCAGCUACUGGCCGAGCGGCAGAAGCGCAUCGAGGAGCAGAAGGAGCAGCGGCGGAGACUGGAGGAGCAACAGCGCCGGGAGCGUGAGCUGAGGAAACAGCAGGAGCGGGAGCAGAGGAGACGCUAUGAGGAGAUGGAGCAGCUUAGGAGAGAGGAGGAGCGUCGGCACGCCGAGAGGGAACAGGUGGGGCAGGAGUACAUCCGCAGGCAGCUGGAGGAGGAGCAGAGGCAGCUGGAGAUCCUGCAGCAGCAGCUCCUGCAGGAGCAGGCCCUUCUCCUGGAGUACAAGCGGAAGCAGCUGGAGGAGCAGAGGCAGGCGGAGCGUCUGCAGCGGCAGCUCCAGCAGGAGAGGGCCUACCUGGUGUCCCUUCAGCAGCAGCAGCAGCAGGACGCCAGGCCCGGGGACAAGAAGCAGCUCUACCACUACAAGGACUCGGUCAACCCCGCUGACAAGCCAGCCUGGGCCAAAGAGGUGAUGACACGAGCCCAGAGUAACUCCCCCAGACCCCCAAAGAGGUACCACUCCUUCAACACCCCCAGGGAUAACCAUGGCCACAAGAGCCUCACCCCCAGCCCCAACCCCCGCCACCGUCGCUCCCCGGCCCGCCCUCCCUCCUACCCUGCGGCCUCCCCCUCCCGCUCUCGCAAUGCCAACCUCCCCUCCAUCCGCGUGUCGUCCUGUGAGCCCAACCUGGAAGAUCUGCUGAAGCAGUUCUCGGCACGCAAGGCCGAGUCCCGCGGGCGUAGCCCUGACCGCUCACACAGACGGGUGGAGGAGCGGUCCAAGCUGAACCGCCAGAGCUCACCAGCCCUGCAACACAAGGUGGCCAACCGCAUCUCCGACCCGUCCCUGCCCCCUCGCUCCGAGUCCUUCAGCAGCGGGGGCAUCCAGCAGGCACGCACGCCCCCCAUGCACCGAUCCAUCGAACCGCAGAUGGCCCACCUGGUCUCGGUGAAGUCACAUGGUUCCUCCAUGUCGGGCUCCCAGUCUCUGCAUGACCAGUCUUCCCCGGGCGUCUCAGCCUUCCAGGAGAGCCUCUCGCCCCACCGCCCACCCAUGCCUCGCCAGAACUCGGACCCCACCUCCGAGACUCCGCCCCCCCCGCCGCGCGUCGCCAGCCGCGACGACAAGUUUGACCGCUCCUGGCUGAGGCAGGACGAGGACCUCCCCCCUAAGUAUGAUCAAGCUGGUCCUCCUCAUUGGAAGGUGCCACAAAGGACCACCUCGAUAUCCCCGGCGCUGGUCAGGAAGAACUCCCCUGGGAAUGGACCAGGUGGCCUGGGCCCACGGACUGGGUCCCAUCUCAUCCGGGCCAGUAACCCAGACCUGCGGAGGACGGAUGUUUCCACGGAGUCGGCCCUCCAGAGGACCAGCAGCGGGAGUUCGUCCAGCUCCAGCACCCCCAGCUCCCAGGGUGGCUCCGGCGAGAGGAAGCGUGUGGGAGGGUCCUCGAAGCCUGAGGGAUCUCCAGCCGUCUCCCAGGAGAGCAAGCCCAAAACACAGGAGGAGGGCAGGGAGAUGCCCCGGCCUAGCCGGCCCGCGGAUCUGACUGCUCUGGCCAAAGAGCUGCGUGAGCUGCGGUCCAAUGAGGACACCCACCGCCCGCCCGUCAAAGUGACGGACUACUCGUCCUCCAGUGAGGAGUCGGAGAGCGACGAGGACGAGGAUGGCGAGGGCGGAGCCCACGAUGGCACUGUGCAUGUCAGCGACGUCCCGCGGAUCAUGCCUUCAGUCGGCCCGGCUGGUAAUGAACCCUUUGGUGGCCCGGGCAACCUGGAGGACUCUCAUGGCAAUGACACUUACGGCAACAACUCCAAGGACAGCACGCUGAUGAUGAGAGAGACGUUUGGGGACAGAAAGCGCCCGGGUCACGCCGAGAGCAACGGCUUCCCCGGUAACGCCAAUCUGCCUGAUCUAGUGCAGCAAAGUCACUCCCCCUUGGCCACUCCAGGCGAGGGCUCGGGCCGGCGCCCCAGUCUGCUCGCGCAGGACCUGGACUCGGUGGCCGAAUAUGGGAUGGGCAUCGGCUCAAAGGCCUCCUUCACUCCGUUCGUUGACCCGCGGGUGUACGGGACGUCCCCCACCGAUGACAAUGAUGAGAACUCGGCCACAGCCCUGUUUGAGGACGAGCUGAUGCGGCAGCAGGAGGAGCAAGAGCAGGCUCGGCUCAACGAGGCCCGCAAGAUCUCGGUGGUCAAUGUCAACCCCACCAACAUUCGGCCCCACAGCGACACUCCCGAGAUCCGCAAAUACAAGAAGCGCUUCAACUCUGAGAUCCUGUGUGCAGCACUGUGGGGGGUGAACCUGCUGGUGGGCACAGAGAAUGGCCUGAUGCUACUGGACCGCAGUGGUCAGGGAAAGGUGUACAACCUCAUCAACCGCCGACGCUUCCAACAAAUGGAUGUUCUGGAGGGCCUUAAUGUCCUGGUCACCAUAUCAGGCAAGAAGAACAAGCUGAGGGUAUACUACCUGUCCUGGCUGAGGAAUAGGAUACUUCACAAUGACCCAGAGGUGGAGAAGAAACAGGGCUGGAUCACUGUUGGAGAGCUGGAGGGUUGUGUCCACUACAAAGUUGUGAAAUAUGAAAGGAUCAAGUUCCUGGUGAUCGCCUUGAAGAACGCAGUGGAGAUAUACGCCUGGGCUCCAAAGCCAUACCACAAGUUCAUGGCUUUCAAGUCUUUCACAGAUCUGCAGCACAAGCCUCUGUUGGUGGACCUGACCGUGGAGGAAGGUCAGAGGUUAAAGGUUAUCUAUGGUUCCAGCGUGGGGUUCCAUGUGAUUGACGUGGACUCUGGGAACCCGUAUGACAUCUACAUCCCGUCCCAUAUUCAGAGCAGUGUCACCCCCCACGCCAUUGUGGUGCUCCCCAAGACCGACGGGAUGGAGAUGCUUCUGUGUUAUGAAGAUGAGGGGGUCUAUGUGAACACUUACGGCAGAAUCACUAAAGACGUGGUGCUACAGUGGGGAGAGAUGCCCACCUCUGUUGCCUACAUCCACUCCAACCAGAUCAUGGGCUGGGGAGAGAAAGCCAUUGAGAUCCGCUCCGUGGAGACGGGACACCUCGACGGAGUUUUCAUGCACAAGCGAGCUCAGCGACUGAAAUUCCUCUCCGAGAGGAAUGACAAGGUCUUCUUUGCUUCCGUUCGUUCAGGAGGCAGCAGCCAAGUUUUCUUUAUGACCCUAAACAGAAACUCCAUGAUGAACUGGUAAACUGUCGUCAGCCAUCACCCCAUCACCAUCAACAGUUCAGUUGACAUGAGGCAGUUUGGGAAAACGUGAAGGAAAAAUGGAAAGAUGAGAAGAGAAAAGAAAAGGAAAUAUUGGUUAAAACUAACAAUAAAGAACAACACGGAAUGACACUGCAAUCCACAAUGAGUGAAAUAACCUUUACAGAAAGCACAUCAGGAGAGCAUAUUAUGGGUCAGGAAAACAGUUUGAAGGAGAUUCAAGAUGUUUAGAUGCCACCUGUCACAGAAGAAAAGACCCUUCUCUGGAACUCCAAAAAGCCAAAUUCGUCCUCUCUGAGGUCGUCUGUUGUGUUUUCCAAACAAAUAUUUAUUUCAGCUCCUUUGGACUGGCAAGAGAAUGAGGUCCCAUGCUUCAAAUAAAGUGUCUUCAUUAAAGAAAUGGUUUAGUGCAAAUAAGAUAAGACACUUUUGAUGCUGUGGUAUUUUACAGUAGAGUUGUACAUUUACACCUGAAUGAUAGAAAGGAUAUGUGUACAGGGGUGGUAUGUGUAUUAAACUUCAAACUGUCUGAACCUUGUCUGUUGUGAAACACAUCACCACCACCAUUUUGUUGUAAGGCUUUCCUGAAGUCCUUCACCAGUAGCUGUUCUCGAGUGUGUCUGUGAAUGUGCAUGUUUGAGUGUUUGAAUGGAUGCUUUCUAUCAGAAAAGCGAUGCCACAUCACUGGAAAACAAAGAUUCUUGGAGAGAAAAACAUACCGAAAUGAGGCGAUUUGAGAUAUAUUUUUCAUCAUAGUUGGUAAUGGUAACUGUCAUUCACCGAUUCUGCCCUUUCUUUUGUUCAACAAAACAAAUGUUUUCCUAUUGGUGUACAAUAAUCCUACAAUGAUCUGUCAAGACAUGGGUAUAUCAUGUCAUACAGCCAUGCAUAGUAAUAGCAGGAAAGGGAGUAACGGAUUGGAAUUGUGGGUAAUAUUAUCAGGUCUCUGGUAGGUGCACUCAUCCUCUCCCCCUUUCGGAGUCCCCUCCCAUACAUCCUGCCAUGAUCAGUGAUCAUUUGUGCGUUGAACACUGUUACCAAAAUGAAUCUUCACUGCAACUGUGACCGAAUGGGAGAAAUGCUUAUACUCAAAUAACUGUGCCAAGGGAACUGGUAUUGAGAAUAGCUGUGGGUUUGAAAAAAAUAGAAUGGAGUGUUCAUUUGUAGAGCUUCCUCCUAACCUACCUCGUUUGUUCAUUUCUGUUUUCCUAUCUUUAAUGCUUCAUAAGACUGCUCCUCCACAGCUUUGUAAAGUCACAACAUGCUUUGUCUUUCUAUUCAAAAGAUCAUGCAAAAGUAGUUGCAGGAAAAAAAAAAACCUUGGCUAAAGUUGGAUUUGUAUAGUUAACAAUAAUUAGUUAGAAGCAGCCAUUUAUGACAAGAGGAAUUGCUUGAUUUAAAAAGUAAUCAUAGUAUGACAUUUGAAAAAUAUCUUAAGGGAAAACAACAUGUGGACCAGGGAAACCUCUGUGCCAAAAAUGACGCUCCAUUCAGGAAGAGCCAAAAAUACUUUCUACUAAGUAAUUUCAGUCAUGUUUCCCCCGACAAGGUACAGGUUAGUCUGAUCUGUAGCCAUUGAGAAUGAAAGUUAGACAAAAAAAGAAUGAAAUGAAUUAUCAGUUAAUUAUCACCUCUUCAUCUCACAAUAUUAUAGGGAUUCAAUGUUUUGAUCAUUUCAAUCAUUUCCUAUGUAAAAAUGCAUUUAUUUUUCUGUAGGUACCAAACUGUGAAACUGUGUGUGUGUGUGUGUCCACAGACGCAUUUAAGCAUGGGUAGGAGUUCACUGUUUCCCUGCCAACGCAGGGACCUAACAAAAGUCAGAGAAACAAAUCUAUGAUAUGAGGAUAUUUGUCAUUUUCUUUAAUGCGCUGCCUGCCAUUUGGAUUCUGUAUUUGUACACUCGUUUCUAUGGAGUUUUAUAAUAAGUUUGUGUGCUCUCACUCGGAUUAAAUCUGGACUAAUAUCAAUCAAAAACUCUGUCAAAUGUAACUGAUUGUAAUAAGUUUAGUAUGUUUAGGCUGACUAGAUUGUCAGAGUCCAAAUAUUCAUGAUUUGAAUAAUUAGACUAUCUUUUAUCAGUGGCAGAUUUUAACUGUAAAAUGCACAUAAUUGUGUACAGUCGUGAAGACAUGGUCUUAUUAAAUCGAUUUCUGUGUGGUUUAGUUACAUAGCACCAUACUGAAAUAUGCUUUUAGGAAAGUUAUACCUGUUCAUACAAGAUGGAUGAUGUGAAUGGGGAAUAUAUUGUCAUGCACUAGAGUACUGCCUUAUGUCAGCAUUGAGAAACUUGCAUUGUGUUUCGCCAGAGACUUGACAUAGACCGAAAACUUAUGUCAGUAUUGAAGUCCUGCCGCAGGAGCUGUUCCUCUUACCCUGUGACAUUCUCCAAAGCUGCAUAAAACAGAGCUCUUUCACUAAGUCACAUUUGCUGUUGGAGGAAGGAAAUGAAAUGUUUUUAUUCAUACCUUCUCCAUUUCAUUAUUACUUAUUUGUUUUAAUGUCAGCGCGGUGAACAGGGUGUAGACCUCUCAUGCUGACUGAACGCACUCUCUCACUGUACAAAUCUCUAUAUACUUGUGAUUGGAAAACUCACACACUGAGUCUUCCACCUUUUUUUGGUCUGUAUUCAUUCAAACUGGUUGUAAGAAAUGUUCAUGAAUAUGAUCCACUGUGUAGAAUAUUGGUCAAGUUUUGCUUUCCCAUCUUAGUUAUUGUUCAGUAUACAUCAUCUUAUCUGGAAUAUUUGUUUGCCUACAACUACAGUGUUACUUUCUUUCUAGACAGGUUCUUUUCUAUAAUUUUAUGAGAAUAGUUAUUGUGUCUGAAAGUGCUAUGAAAUCUCUUAUUAGAAUGUCAGAGAUUAUUAAAUAUCAGUGCUUUAAGUAAAGACAAUUGAUCCAGUUUCAAAGUUUUCAACCAGUACUGUAAAAUGCUUUCUUCAUAUUCUCUUUUUAUGUCUGCUUUUCUGAGUUAUAGGAAAAUGAACUUAUUUGGCCAUCCUUUUCUUUUUGUGGUGAUAUUACCUUGGUCUUUGGUUUGUUUUGCACAAGAUUAAUAUUUAUAUUUGAGGAAGGAAGACAUUCGUAAUAAAUGGAGAACAGAUCGUGACAUAAUCUGGGUCCUGCAAAGGUUGCCGUGAACUCUGCAUCAAACAUUAUCAUUUAGCAAUAAAGUGCACAACUGUUUUACGCGA